AUGCCCGGAUCGCGCAUACCCGAACAUAAGCUGGCUGUGCGACGAGACGACACAUUAUCACAAAUGGCCUCCCACACCUACGAAGUGAGUCACGAGUUUAACAUCGCAGCCACCAAAAUGGUCGUACACGCCGGAAAUAAAACAGACCGAGAACUGAUUGAAGCCUGGGCUUCGGAUGAGGACUCGGUCAAUCGAUUUAUCGAUCUGGCGCCGGCAUACAGAGCUCUGCGUAGUCAACUCCAGUCUUGUACCCUCGGCCGAUGACUGGCCUGCAUGUCUUAUAACUGUCGCUUGUUCUGUUGCUGCUACUAACUCUGACGAUGGAUUUCUGCACGAGUCUGAAAUUUCAGGACAAUAAACACGGUUAACUUUGUACAUGUUCACUCCUUCAUGUAAAUGCAUUGGCCUGACGAAGAAUUACCGGAAACACGUGUUAGUCAAUUUGACUUUUCAGUAAACGAAGUGUUCCAGAGUCUGGUCGGUACUACACAAUCUUGCUAUCACGUGCAUGCCACCGCACGUUAGAGAUCAUCAGUGACGACGGUCGAACUGUUGGUAUGUGGUUGCUCCAAAGAGACGCUUUAGUUCUCCCACUUUGUCGGCCUCUCUUCACAUAAAUUUCUCCAAGAUGACUUCAAGGUGAACUAUUUCGCGCUUUGUCCCGCGCCUAGUUGCGUGCAUGUCCAUUACUCUUUAUAUUACAGGACUGUCCUGACUUGAUACAACAGUCUAAAACGGCCUUCACCCCUCCACAAACGCCGAUGACGCUAUUUCAUGAAGGAGUCUAUUGAAAAUCUGGCAAUGUUCAACGAUAGGACCGAACUGAAUUAGUUUGAGGAAUUUCAAAUAAUGACAUGUCGAACUCCUAGGGAAAGCUUGCGGAUUAGCAGGCAAAUUUAUCUGAAAGAAAUGGGUAUUAUGACAGUGCAUUGAUUUUUGUCGUUCCAUUUAAUGGAGUAUGUUAGUAUAUGCUCGCGGUACAUGCCAUCAUCGAAAUUACUACUUAGUCCAUCGGUCUUUAUUUGCGGAUUUCACACUACUUAAAAGGAUUCAGUAAAAACGACUAUGCAAUCUAAGGAACGGACGCACGGUACCGUCUUAAUGCGCUGUCACCGACAAGACAAGCGUGAGCAUACAAAGAAACUCUCCACAUAUUCGUCAGCGUUUUUCUAAUGACAAAUUUAGAAUACAUGCGCGACCAGAAACAUAAAUUUGGCCUAGAAUAUUGUAUGUAAGAAUCAAUAAAACGAUCUUAAAUCGUACCUUAGAAUGGAGUAAAAGCAUUCAGGUGUUCAAAAGAUAGACCCAAAUUACAUCAGCAUAACAGAUGCUACGAACUUUUAAAAGGGCAAAAUGAUUUUGGAUACUGAUAAUCAAAAGGAUUUCACGCAUUUCAGUGCAGUUCUGUGAAUGAAGAUGAUAUCACCGAAGAAGAGAGUAUAUCGGUAGAGGAAAUCCCUGCAUUCAAAGUGCAUCGACACGUUGAUUAAUAACAGCUCGACGAUCGAGAAUGUAGGAAGAGCUUUCGGACUGAAACUGGAAUCUUUCAUUCCAAAGAAUGUACUCUGAGUCAGUGCAUAAAUUUCUGAAAAGAUCAAAUAGUAUGAAUUCAAAAUCUGAAGUAUCUCCUGGAUGAACCGAUCCCCUCACAAACGUGUCAUGUAACGCAAAAAAUUGGCGAAACACGCGUCAAGAUUUUAAAUCAUGUAACAGAUUGUAAGGAAGAUAUUGCGAGGAAUUAUUCCGAAACGUUGCCUGUACUACCAAAAAGUGUUCGCAAUUCUACUGCAAUAAAGUAAUUAAUGCUUAUUGAAGAUUGGGCGAUUAUUCGACAGUAACAGAGGGUGGGGGAGGCGCUCACCGAUCAUACUUACGGAACUCACUCGUUCCGUUGUGCUUUAUGGGUUCUCCCUCGAGCCUGAUAAUAAAACUGCCUAUACCAUGCGCCGCUAUGCGGCUGCUGUCUGGGCUCGAGAGAGAGAGAGAGCCCGUAAGGCACAAUGAAACUUGUGAGUUCUAUAUUAACGAUCGGUGAGCAUCCGUCUACCAUUGUAUAUUCCCGAUCGAAAACCGACAGGACAACGGGCUCGUGGCCCGGUGGUUAGUGGCGUGGACUUCUAACUAACAGGUCACGAGUUCGAGCCGCGGGUUUUCCACACUUCGGGCUUGGGUAUGACUGGCUGACAACGGCUAAUAAGCUAGAAAUGGCCCUUCCAGUCUCCCUUGUCUUUGUCGGUAAGAAUAUACUGCCUAGUAACUGGGGGCUUUAAGUCAACACAUUCAUAUCAAAUUUCCCGAUCGAGCCUGAAUACACGUGGCCACUCCCAUAACGAGUCGACCAGCAGUCUCAGACCAGUCAACGGCGCAUGUUAGAUAAAGAAGAUCGUGGGCAAACGGCUGUGACUUGCAAGGUGGUUAAUAAACCGGAUAACUCCGUCUAACUAGGGACCGACCUGGUUGAAAGGACGCCUUAAAUAUGCGACUUCCUAGGCACAUUCGUCUAUCUGAAAUGCACGACCCCUCACUGAGGAAUGCUUGGACGGAAUCGAAUAUGAACACUUGUAUAACAGAGGCAGAUACCGUCUGUGCACUCGUAGACGUUGAUGCUUUCUGCCCGGCUACUGCACCCAUUUUCAUUUCGGAUCAUUAAGGCCCCACCCCCAACAAACGUCUGUUUCCCAAUGAACAAAGUGACACGUAGGUCUCGUGGUUGUUCAAUGGACUUGAUCGUUUUCUCCAUUUGAAUUCUGGGUCAACAUACCUAAAUUAUAGGUUGUAAGUCGUUGGGCUUCUUUUCACACAAAAACAAAAAGCGAGCCCUGUCCACAAGCUUGAAGGCAGACUGCCUGUUGUGCAGCAAACUCCUGUAUGGGAACCGAGGAUGGCAACGAUAGAGUGUAGGACCCCCAGCUAGCCUGAGCUAUUCUGUGCCCCGUGUCGUACGUUGAAUGGUUGUAGAAGGGGUUUCACUGAUGGGGCAACAAACAGGACGGAGAGCAAGGAAUUUCUGUCGAAAGUCUUAUUGUACGCUGCCAUUCGACAAAGGACGUAACAGCGUUAAUGGAGAACAAAUAAAAUAAUAAAAUAACACAUAAAAACAAAUGACAAGUAAUGGACCUUGAAUGAGGUACCGCUGGUAAGUUUACACUUGACCAAGAAUUGAAGGAAAUUUCAAACAAUGGGAACGAUAAAUAAUGUGGGAUGUUUACAGUCACACGGAAUUUUUGUGUGUAAUUUUGGAGUUGCCAUCUACUAAGGGGUCCUACAGCCCAUCGUUACAGUUCGGAAAAAAUGCUAUUCUAUAACUGCUAUCGACAGGCGUAAUCACCACGUUGCAGAUCUGUUUGAUUGCCUCGGAAACUAAUGCGCAUGUCCCUUGCUGGCAGUACGGUAGCCGGCUAACAAUUGUCAUCCCUCCAACCACCUGCCAGCAUCUCUUUUGUUCCGCGGUAGCUGAUGGAUUUCAGCCCAAAUAUCCAUUUUUACUCUUGGAACGAGCCCAAAAAGCUCCGUUCCAAAAGAUCGACUCCGAGGUGACACAGUAGUUUUCAAGCAAAUUAAAAAUGACAGCAAGCACCAGAAAACACUUGAACGACGGUGGGGAUGGGACUCCCUGAUGAGCCGAGCCCCUCAAAUUUGGGUUAUGAAGACGCACAUUUUCAGUAAGACACGCCUGCCUGGGCUUUUAGCUACUACCUGUUCUGUCGCGUCAGUCAAUUAUUCGGGCAUUUCAUCAUUCGCCUCAAGUUCAUGGCUACGAAAGAUUGUCGAGCUUCCCGCAAAAUCAUCCUGGGUCAUGUCCUAAAUUAUUCCAAAAUUUUAUCCUUAAUAAUGGCGAAAUUUCUAAAAAACGACGGAAAUAAAGAAACUGUUGUAGGGAGCUAACUGGGGCUCAGAACAAUCGUUCUUGAUUGCAUAGGAAAGUAACAUCGCCGAAAAUAUUGCACCAAUUAAUUUUGCGGAUAAUGUUGCCGUCGCUUCCUACUUAAAUUCAUAGUUCGUUCCGUAUUUGGAGUACACAAAAACUGUAAAACCAUAAAUGGCCCAGGCAAAAUGGAGAGGAUUCAUGUCCAUCGCGUGUAUAUCCACUGACGAACACGAGUAUUAAUACCAGUCAUUACUGUGCAGUUAUUUGCCAAUGGGUCAUUUCAGGUUUAUUUGGCGUCAGGAGGGAGUGAAAGUACAAGUUCAAUUACAGUCAACUGUAAGAACGCUGCGUUUGCCCAUCAGUAACAGGUGCAAUUACAAGCUGCAACCAAAUAAAUAGUAGAAACCAUAAAAUCUGUCUUUAAUCUUUAGUACCGCUAAGUAUAAGCACGUCAACCCCGCAUGUUGCAGCCUUAACGGCUAAGCGUUUAAAUGUUUAGCCCAAUCCAGCACUCCUCACGUCUCUCGAAAAAUUAUAAAACUAAAUUCUCCAAAUGUGUCUCAGUCCGCCUCAGCUCGUCAAAAAUGAACCUCAAAUAUAAUCUAAUGCACCCUGACAUGCAAAAUCUGACCGUCUGUGGUUCGAAACUAACGCUCAUCAUGCCAAAGGCAUAAUCCUGCACGGUUGUGUGAAUCCUCGGAUUGAUAGUCUCCAGAUCAUUGUGUUCAUUUCCUUCGUAGAGGACCCUGUCACAGUCUAUUAAUAAGAAAUCACCCUGCCUACGAUAACCUUCUUUGCCAGCACUCUUCUGCCAAUCGACUGGGGACAGGUUGCUAAAAUUAACUCAUUCAGAGUGCGUACUUUUACCUUCCACCAGAGCGUCAGAGCGCAGCGAGUCAUAAGCGCAGUCGCUGCUGGCUUAUUUCCAGCUCAAAUCAGUUUGAGAACACCACUUUUGCAGACACAAUCUGGCUUGCCGCCUCGUUGAGCGAUUAGAUAGUUGGCAGCACGGACCUUCGCCGCUAAGCACGCGCCGUCUUCGUCGUUCAGGAGAAGAACUAGCUGGCUGACUUGAGCCAUGUGUAAGCAUUUUGAAUACACUACUGGCAAUGGUGUAGAUUUGAAAAGUAGAGUCCCGAUUGCACAAAUAACACAGUGUCAACCUCGCUGGUGGCCGUUGACAUAUACGCGUCAAGGAUAUCGAAACAUGCAGGAGAUUAACAUUUUCAAAUGUGCGAAACAUAGUCUAAGUGCUGGGGUUUAGGAGUUCCUACGAAGAUGAUGUGAUCAUAUCCAAAAAUAAAGUGGCCUACAUUUAUUGAGGUUAUUAAUCCUGCGACCAAGGAAGAUGAGGUCAGUACAAUGCAUAUACAGCAGCAGGGACUUUGAAGUACUUGUGUACAAACUUCUAAGUCACACUGAAAUUUAUUAUUCACUAGGUGACCUAAAUCCUGAAACAUUAUGACAGAAUCUGAGAUGGGAAUUUUCAGACGCCCAAAAACGUCGUGCAUUUUGCUCCCGCGUCCAGCCUCUUCCAGAAAGUACACUUUUCUUACGAAGAAAAUGCGUCGACGCAAUUUUUAUCAAGCUAAAGUUUCAUAAAUUUGAGCGAAACUGGGCGCUGUGAUAUGUUCGGGAAAUGUUCUGUGCAAUUGCAUAUCCCAGACUUCAGCUGCGCAUCUGAGAAUGUCCUUCAUUGAUAGGAGAGUUAUUCACUCUCGAGAGUUCUACUAAACAGAGGUUGCCGCACCUGAAAAUUGCCUUAUUGCCUGCUGCCUCAAAGGUUAUUUAAAGUGAACCCGACGUUCGAUCGAUAUUUGGAUGCCAGAUUAGCAAACCUGUGCGAUUUCAUGCUCGAAGGUGUCGUCAUAACGCACACAGGCACACACGGUAGCUGAGAUUUUAGACCACUUUUUUCUAAAUUUCUAAGUCACUCUACAAUUUAUUAUGCAGUAGGUGACCUAACUCAUGAAACUUUAUGACAGAAUAUGAGAUGAGAAUUUUUAGAAACCUUCAACGUUGCACAUUUUGCUGACUUGCUGAGUCUCAUCAAGAAAAUGCUUUUUUUCAUGUACAAUAUGUAUCUGCGUAAUUUUACCAGUCAAUAUGAUCAUAGAUUUGAGUUUAAAUGAGCGUUGUGACGUAUUCGGGAGAUUUCCUAUGUUAAUACAUGCCAUAGACUUUGAUUUUAAAUCUGAGCACCUCUUUCUUUGAGAGGAGAUUAAUUUACUCUCAGGGAUUUUACUAAACAGAGCUUGCCGGACUUUAAAACGGAUUUUCUGUUCGAUCCUUACCGUGGGAGUGAGCUUGCUAAAACAAAGGUUAUGUCAAGAGAUACAGAUGUUUUAUCGAUUUUUAGAAGUCAGACUAGCAGAUCUGUGAGAUCACUUGUCUUAAUGCGCAGUAAUAACGCUCACAGGGAAUCGUUUGUUUAAAUGACCAGAAAUUGUUUUGCCAUUUGGAAAAUGAUAUGGGUUGCCACAGAUAGGACUGUCACCGGAUGGUCAUUUUCAGUUUUAAACAUAUAAAACAUUACUUUUCGUGCGGUCUAGCUUUUAUACAUGCAAACAUUAGAAAUGGCACAAGCCAAGCAUUAACUGUUCCAACGAAAUACCAGCCUAUAUAUGGCCACUAUGCCAUGCAUUCAUAUUCGUAGAACACGGUCUAUAAAAAUAGACCCAAUAUAAAAUGAAAGACAGUUUUAUUCAGCAACAUGAAAGAAACGCCCAAAAGUGUCUAAUUGCUUCUUGGUUUAAUCGUGUUAAAAUCAAAGUCCAUAGAUAACCAUCAACGGAACGCACAAUUAAAACACCCCUUGAAAGGUUACUUAUUAGAGAAUGUUUUCCAAUCGAUCGAAAGUAUGUUCUCUGCUGACUCCUGUUGUGUACGCUCAUUUCAUUGGACUACGAGGUUUCAUAUUUGAGUGAUUCUUCAAACGACCAUCUGCUUGAACGUCAAAACACUCACUACUUCGGUGAAUGCCUUCAAGAAGUAUCGCGUUUUAAAUAUUUUAAUAGACCAUAGGCAGAAUCUUCUUUGUGGCCGGUCUACUGAAAACACUGAAACUCAUGAAGUAACCAGCGAUACUGCAAGGCCGAUCUGAAACUCAACGUAAUCCAGGAUAAAGGAAAGGUGGAACCUAAUUUUACGGAAGGAAAAUUCUCUUUAUACACACCUGAGGGGUGUCUCUGCUAUGUGUGUAAUCACAAAUCCAAGUGGUGUUUGAGGGCGACUGAUGGCUUCUGAGAAGUUUUUCGCAGACGAGCGCACCAAAUCUGAAGUUGGUUGAACUGGGUGUCUCUUCGCGUUUGCACAUGCUCUGGUUAAACAUUCGCUCUAAGUACCCCUCGAAGGUACCGCAGUGCGACGAUAGCAAUCAGGUUUCGGCUCAUCCGACGGGACCCGGCUACACUUUCAAGCCUGACGGAGCGGAAGUUCUCGUUAAAGGUGACGAUCGCGUGAGCGCCGGCUGCCUGAAGCAUGGUCCCCUGGCCGUCGUCCAUUAACAAGUGCAAUGACCCACAAUCUCCAUAUUCUAUGUUGAAACCAGACCUACACAGAACAAUUGGCCCCGCGAGAAGGACGUGGUCGGCCAACAUUUACAGUAACAGUGAGCCAAAUUGCGACUAAUCAUCACGUCAAGAAUCGACAACUGCGACGAAAUUACGGUGAUUACGACUCGAUUGUGGACUGACGAGCAGUCAUCACAUUAAGUACGACCCUCAAGGAUGAAUGUGAACAUUAUUAUCUAUUAUAGGCAUAUGACUUCCUGGUCAUUGCGUCCUAUAAGUACUGCGUCGACUAUGCCACUACCCCCGAUGAUAGGUUCGGUGAGAAUAAGAAACGUAAGACCAAUAGGCUUCUUCUUUCAGCGAUUGCAUUUUCUUCGUCGGAACUGCUUCCUGGAACUCGCUUGUCCACUUUUAUCGACAGUGCUCUGGGCAUGUCCCGCAAGCGUAGGCGGGCUGUUUAGUUUUGUUCGCGACGACACCCAUCCUUGCCCCCCGGUCGUCUUGACAUUGUCGUGUCAGCGGAUCGGGGGGUAGUGGAGGGGAGAGUGUGGCAGAUGCUACACAAGUUUGUCCCAGCGUAAGCACAAGGUACCCGUGCUGUGUCCACUCCGUUGGACAUGCAGUUGAUGGCUUUGUUUGUGACAUUUGAGGACCGUCGCCUCAGAUUUCAAAGGAGCCGGCUUUCAUGUGAGGAACUCUCAUCAGGCUCAUGUAUGGUAUCUGCCGCAUGGAUGCAAGUAUCGCCGAUUUUAUUCCGUUCCCAAACAGUUCUCGGCGGUUCAGGCCAUUUUAUGCAGCGGAAGAGUUCCCCUUAUUUCAAAAGAGAUUAAGGCAUUGGGCAGGGUGUCCACCCGGACAUAGACAAUGGCCAAUAAGCUUCCAUUUUCUGUUUCUAGGACAUCCAUCAUUCCCUGUUUCCAUAUUCUCUUGGGAUUUUUAGCACAUAUCUUAAUGUUUCUGAAACAAAGAACACAUUUCAAAAUACUUGGAGAAUUCUGAAGGCGUUUGCUUACAGAAAAAUAGCAACGAGAAAGCCAGAGUUGGACCAACACAUUAAAUGCCCAGUGGUUAGAGGCUUGGACUUCUAACUAACAGGUCGUGAGUUGCAGCCUCGGGCGUUCCACACUUCGAGGUUGGGUAUGACUGGCUGACGACGGUUAAUAAGCCAGAACUGGCCAUUCCAGUCUCCCUUGUCUUUGUCAGUAAUGCCUUUCUACUGUGAAAUUGGUUGACAACAAAUUCAGCUCAGUCAUUUACGUCAUUCAAUAACCCAUUGUCCUCUAACUCAUCAGACCACAUUUUGCCUUUAGUGACAGCCUAAUCCGUGAUCCGCACAUUCAACUAUUCACCAAAUAAAUGUUCUCUUAUUGAGCUUAGGGAAAAUGUUGGCAUCUAGCCAAGACUUUCACGAAGCUGUAGGCAGUCAUCUGUCGUGGCUCUUUCGCGGGAAGUGUGGAACAAAGUAGACCGUGAGGGCUCGCUUCAGCGUAGACUGUCCCUUCAUUUACGUCGGCAGCCUGCAAGAUGUGGCCUAUAGGACCUCAAAAAGGUGAGGGGGCCUGGGUUAACUUACGGGCAGAAGCCUAUCCCUAUUCAUAGGGGAUAGGCUACGGCGUCACGGUGAUCUGGCUUGAGGGGGCUUGAGGGGGUGCGACUCCUCUUACCUGCCCACCAUGCUCCUCAUUUUGGAUAAAAAAAAGCCAACUCAUCAAAGCUACAGUGAAGACACCUUGGUACGGCUGUUUUUGUUGUGAUGAUAGGCGAGGUUUCUAUUUUGACAGAAAACACAUAUUUUCCUCGUACCAAGGGGGGGGGGGGGAGACCGAUAGGGCAGGAUAGGGGGUAAAUGUUUAUUUUACCAAACCGCUCUGUUGGUGGUCUGGCGACAUCGAUGUGGCGCGAAUGACGACCGACGAAAAUCACCCUCUCACAUCUCCAUCCGCUUUAGUCCGAAUUCGGAGAAGAGGACAUGAGGUUGGCAUUGUGGGGGCGGGAAGUCAGCAAUCACUUUUUUGGCUCUGCCGUUGCAUCAACGCUGGCGGUCUGCAAUCGCAAAAACAAUAUUUACAAGGCAGUUUGUUUGUUUUAUGAGGACAGCUCUUUUGGGCGCAGGAAUUGAAACAGAUGUUUGCAUUGCAUGACCGCUCCGUAAGCAAGAGAAUACAGAUGAACAGAUGAGUUACUUGGCUCUCAGAUAUACUCGAGCAAGAAUGGAAGGGCCCAAGACAACGAUCGGGUGAAGGAGCCCAAACGCCCAUGGCCAGUCAAAGGUACCUGUCUUACGGGAAAAGGUGGUAAUAGGGGUUUUACGGGCGGGGCCUAUGCAUGCAUAGAGGAAUGGGAAAAUAAGUAAAGAUAAUUGGUAAAUUCGUUUUUCGGACAGAAAAGUUUAACGCAUUGCCACUUAACAGCCGAAAUUAAGCAGAACAAUUUAAAAAACGGCAUUAAUUGUCUACAGCGAUCGUCUCGCAACUCUCUGAGCUGAGUUCUUUGUAGAUAAUGCACCAGACCGUCUACAAUAGGUGACUUAACCUUGUACGAUGGACCACCAAACCGAAAUAACGGUGCCGGAUUAAAGCCCACUAAAAUAGGUAUAGCAGGUACUCUUUGAAUGCCACAGAUACUCGGGGCCCUUCAUCCGAUCAUUACCAAUUUACGAAGUAACCACAUGCAGGUCAUUUGAACUAACAUUUAUGCAGAAGUGGAAAUUUCAGAUUGUGGUUUACCUGACACACAAACUGCCCGGAAGAAAAAACACUGUUUGCUGACUGUUAAGAGACCCACAGUGCUUCCAAAUAGUUUGAUCCGUUUGGCCUUGUUGAAUAACUGCCCCAGCGAGCAAUUACGUUGCUGAAGACCCCAAAAAUGAAACCCUGUUAAGAAUCCUAAAUAAUAUGAAAGCAUUGUUGUAAUCGAGUUUUCCAAAAAACUGCCCUUUUAACCGACAGGUGCACAAUAAUUUUUGAUUCUAGUCCACAGGCCUCGGAUACUUUAACUUCAGCCUAAAAUAGGCUUCCUAAUUGCAAAUUAAGUCUGCAACAACGUUUAGUAGCUGGAAAGGGCAUUGUCUGUCUACCCACAAUUUAUAAAUGUCCGUGAUUGGCUCUUCUAAAGAUAUUUGGCUGUGAUAUUGGGUGUAGUUAUGUUUUGUAGAUAUAUUGCUUCUCUUCAAAUCCUCUCAUGUCUAAGUAGUAACCGAAGGAUGUCUGUCGCAGAAUUUGUCAUGUGACCUACAGCGGGCCUCUGCAGGAAAUGUUUCAUCUCCACCCGAAGACGGACACUUCGAUAGAAGCGAACAGGCGAGUUCCAGGAAGCAAUUCGAAAGGAGAGGAUGCGAUCACUGGAACAUAAGGUUUGUUUCCUGAGCUUUCGGAUUCUCACUCGAACCCACCACCAGAGGCGACUGCAGAUGUAGGUGAACCGUUUGUGAUGAUGGGCCCGAGUGAGAAUCCAAAAUGUGAGGGCAAUAAUCCUCAUGUUAUUGUGGUCUCACCUUCUGAACUGACACUUUCUCGCCGGUUGAGCAACUAUUCAGGGGCACUUUUGAGCAACAUCUCGGUAGAUUCAUUGGCUAGAUCGCAGUUGGUAGCCAGGAAUGGGAAAGCGGGCGGCGACCUUAACCUUAACCCUAACCCUAACCUCAAACUUAAACGUUAACCGUUAAUAGCAACGGCAACCCUAAUCCUAACCCUCCAAAACCGUAAACGUAACCGUAACCCUUAGACAUAGGCGUAACUGAAAAACCUAACCGUACUACUGAGAUCUAAUUGUACUUUCAAACCCUAACCGUAGUCCGAAAACCUAAGCCUAAACUCAUAACCCUAACCCGAAAAUCGGAAAACAUUAACCGGUACCCUAAUCCUAACCUCAAGCGUAAAACAGAAGCUCAACGGGUUAGAUGUGAUUAUGGAGCCCACAGCAUAGCUCCAGUAAACAACACCUCUCCCCACCUGUAAUACGGGGCCUGGCUACCAACUGCGAUCUAGCCGAUUCAUUGGUCUGAUCACUGCCGGCUGUUGGAAGAGAUGCUCCCAUACCCGAAUGGAUUACUUGUCAUGCAGGAAAAGCACGUAAAAAAACGCCCAAUCGAGGCUAUAAUUGACAGGGUUAGUUUCCUAGUCUGUUUGAAAAAGCAUUACCACCCCUUCGCCUGCUUUGCUGCAGUUCAGCGUUCAUUGGCUUGUGUUUGUUUGUGGACAGUAUGUGGACGUCUUGAUCAAACGUCGCUGUAAAACAUGGGAGACGCGAGAAUGGGGGCCCCCGGUUCAUAGAUGGCCUUGAGCUAAGCUCAGGGUUACAAGGUCUAUUUUUAGGAUUUUGACCAGGACUAGAACGGAUUCGUCAGUUUCACUUUGUUUUCACUGUGGAACUAGCGAUUAUCUUCGUCUUGCAAUGAAGCCUCACACAAAAACGACCGAUUGCAUCUCGUCCCAUUUUCCAAUUCACUAAAACCUACAAAAACGCACGUUAAAUUCAUACGUUUGGUGGUCAUCUGGGAGAUUCCAGGUUUAGGAAUCGGACUCUGUCUAGGACUGGGAGGAUUAGGGCUAUAGGUAUGAGAGUUAAUGUUAGACUUUGGAGGGAAAGUGUUAUGGUUAGGGGUGAAAUUUUUAGACGAGAGUAAAUAUCCCGGGAGUUAUCAUACCGGGUGUUCAUAUUCCCGCGACCAGUCUAAAACAUUUUUAAAUCGUAGUUUAUUUCCGCGUCUCUAACUGUCAACUUUUAUGGUACUUCCUUAAUUUUCCCAGCAGUUGUCAUGACAGCUUCUCCGCGUUUUUCCCCGAAAGGGGACAUAUUUUCAAAUCCCCGCUGAAGACCUUUUUUCCUCAGUCAGAGAGAAAACUCGAUGUGGAGAAUACAGCAAUACAAAAAUUUAGUUUUUAACAAUAAAAUCUAAAAUUUAUUACGAACACAAGCGAAAAUAGGACUCUUAGGAGGCAGUCGAGAUGGAGGGAACGCGAUCUCUCUGACAUUUUGCAGUUAAUGCUCAAACCCAGCAUCGGAAUCGGCAUAGAGCGACGAAGAAUUGCGCAAAAGUCAUCCAGAUUCAGCAUACUAAGCUCCCAAACGACUUCCCCCCAGUCCCACAUUUCCCACCGAUUCCAAAGUCGGUCCACUGAGUGAGUAGGAAUUUGUCUGUCCGUCUCUUUCUCCAUUCCAAUGCAAAUCAAUAAUCGAGACUCCUUUUUAAGAUACUACAAGUUGCAUACUUAGGAGCCGAGAACCCAAGCAAGGUGAGGUUUAUGAAUGCCUGUUGUGUCAUCAUGGAAACAACCGUUUUUUGAAGGUCACGAAAGAUCAGCCCAACUGAAAGUUAUUUGCUUGUAUGGGUGGAUGGAACAGUAGUUCCUACAAAAUUCCGCAACUGCGCUAAGUCCAUUGCCACGAAACGUCACGCGUGAAACGGUAGAGGCCGCGACAUCAUCUAGGUGGUCUAUACCCUAAGUAAGGACGUCUUUUAGUUUUAGAAAUUGUGCACUUAUGCUAUUUUAAUGACUGAUAUGUCCAUUUAACUAGUAUUAUAUCUGUUCAUUUAUUAAUUUAAAAAUCAUUUUUAGAGUUUCGGUUUGCAUUUCAUGAAAUUGUUCAUUGACUGUACAAAUAUAUGAACAUAUCCAGACCGGAAUCACCAAUUGCAGUUCAUUCUUUAACCAAAUUUGUCCAAGAGAAUAUCAGCAGCUUGUAAAAUAAAUGAGAAAUCACUACGUUUCCCUACUAAGGAAAUGUGGCAGGGUUGAUUAGACUUGUAAAAACGUUGGAGCAGUGGGGCAUUAAUAUCAAAGGCGUCAUCAACAUCGUCAGCGUGUUUAGGAGCUCUGAUAUGCCUAACAGUUGUGGAGAAAUUAGCCGGUUGGUCUCAGAUAAGAAAUGAGGCGUGUAGUCAAUUGCUACAGUGGGAAAUUUCUUGCCUUGACUUUUCGGUUUCGUACAUAAGCCAUCACCCAACGAAAGAACAGAUUGAGUGCUUUGGUUUAUGAUACCUUCACUCCUGGAUUGAAAGCGGUGUGAUUUUUCAAUCGCGUCGUUGCCGUUUUGACCGUUUGGAGUCUUGUCUUAUUGACAAACCAAAGAAUGACGGAUUUUCAGUAUGGGGGAUAUUUUUUGAGCAUGCAAAUCACACCGGAAUUUGACAGACUGUACCGUUUUUUCCAGACACCGCGUGGAUCCAAACGCAAAGUGUAACAUAAGUACCGAUUUCUCACAAUGGCCUCUGAUUUGGACAUUUUUCGGUGGAUGUGGCCGUUCUUGUCUCAUCCGGCAUCUAAUAUGAGCGAAGGUCAGUUCAACAAAAGCCGAUCCCUCUAGCUAAAAUUAAGCUCAAGGGGCGAUCGUAGGGAAGCCUCUUGCUAUCUGCUGCAGCAUGACUGCUUAAAAUCGGUUUUCUGAGAAGCGCUAAAUCAGUGCAGAUUGAAUUUCACAGUUCGCUUCUUCCUUCAGUCGACAUGACAGCCGUUUUUAAUCCUUCCACAUAACGUCGUCUAUGGUGGUGCGCACUGAAGCGUCAUAGUGAUAUAAUUUAAACUCUACUGAUCUUAUUUCAAAGUUUUCUCUAGCGACAUCAGAGUCUAGGUUCUGCAGCCCUCUUUUUGAGAGUGGAGGCUCUCCACUUCAUGUCAUUUACAAGGAACUUGCUUCUGAUCCUACCAGUACUGCAUACACUUUCAACCACGAUUCUCACAUAUUCUGGUAAAACCAUGAAAAAGAAACUAAAUAAGAAACAACCACAACAACUAAUGGAAGAGAACUUGGUUCGAAGUAAAUGGCUGAACGCUCCACGUUGUUACACGGAGGAAUCCGAUACUGACUGUGGUAGCUUUCAGUUGUAAUUGCACGCGGAUCUGAUAGAAAGGAAUUAUUUAAUUUGUCAAAAGCCAAAUUAUAUGUGCAUGUUAGCCAAUGACUUCCACUUGACUAUUAAAUGCCACUUUUUCCUUUUAUGUUUCUCUCAUCGACGGCUAUCAUCGAAUAUUCUCUGCAAAAACUCGCGCCCAACAGGCUUGUUGAUUUGACUUAAUUGUAUGACGUGUAUGGUGAGAAAGUGUUGGAAUGUUUAUUUCAUUGCAGAUCUUUCCCCGCACAGUCAACAAAAUUGCACUUCAAAGUUGAAAAUAUGCUCAUGUUUGCAGGGAAGAGAACGUACUAGAACGCAGGGACUGAUUAGGCAGCCAUAGUGGUGCCCAGAAUCUCUAUUGUUCGACCGUCGUUACCGAUAAUGCCUACCGUGUGCUCCACAACAGGGUGACGGUACAUCAUCUCCUGCGCCCUCUCCUCCUCUUCCACCUGAGCCCGGUGUCAUGACAGAGUCAAGAAGAUUGGAGACGGGGGAGGGCGCAGGUGGAUGGCGUGGUCGAGGCCGCACUUCGGCGUUCCAUUCCACACCCUCUGGUCCACACAACAAAUAACCAGGUUUUGAUUAACCACAACAAUGGGGGCCCCAUUGUGCGCGACGUACACCGGCAACCGGGUCCGCCAACGCACCCCGAAAAAGUUGGCAUUUGUUACGGUGCGCAAAGCCGAUAACGCCUGCCAGAAUCCACUAUGGGCCCUCGUGUUGGUCCAGCGCAUCUACCACGUGGCCCGUUUGGGGGAGGGGGGGGGCAAACGCAGACAUACACAAGCAACGAGGUGGCAGAUGAAGGCAAUUGUGGGCAUUAAUGUCCUAACAGCGGGAACAGCAUGCGUGUGGUUUAUGGCCGGAUUUACUUACUACGGGGCGCAAUUGUGCCAAAAGAAAAUCACUGCCAAUAUUUAUUGGCAUGUUCUAGACAAAUAAAUAAAAAACCCGCGAUGGCUUUUGCGUGAGGAUGGUCACAAUGCUUUUAGUUAGUAACCGAAGUAAAAAAUACGACAAUACAAUUCCUUUUUGACAAUGCCCGCAAAGGGGCAUUACAUUCAUCUACUAUUAUCAUUAAAUGGCAAGCAUGGUGUGUCCUUCUAACUGGUCACAGUAUGGAGGAUAAAAACGUGAUACCAUAAAGUUCUCAGAUGCUCAGCUCUUUUGCUCGACGGAAAUGCUCCCCGCAGUUAGUAAGCCCGGUCAUAAAUCACACCCUUGUUGCUAGAAUAUCUCAGAGGCUCUUGGAGAAAGGCCGGAAUUACUAGAGAAAAAAUUAAGCCUUGAAAUGAUGAUGAUGAUGAUGAGGAGGAGGAGGAGGAGGAGGAGGAGGGGGAUGAUGAUGAUGAUGAUGAUGAUGAUGAUGAUGAUGAUGAUGAUGAUGAUGAUGAUUUUGGUGGUGUUGGUUUGGGGGAAAAUGAAAGGUAAGAUCAAUAAGAUUGUGCGGACGAUGCUGUAUUUGCUGCCAGUGGAAUUUAUGAUGAUUGUUAUGAAUUACAUAGACCUGGUGGUCAUCUGGUGGAUUCUAGGGAGAUUACUUAGGAAAUCCUGCUUGUGCAGUCAUCUUACUGUAUCAGAUUUGGUGGAUUCCAGGCGUUGCAGUAGGCUGGGCGGAUAAACUGACCCAAAUUUGAUUAAACUCACGUCCCCCGGCGGGGUCUCGUAGCUCAGGUGGAUAGAGCAUUGGCUGUACUCAAGUCUUCCCUUUGCUGUCGCGGGUUCAAACCCCACUGAGGCGCCGAGUUUUUCACUGUUGAAUCAGUAUGGGUAAUUAUGUUGGAGGGGAUACAAAGUUUCCUUUAUUUUGCAAUAGUCCGAAUUUUCGUUCAGGUAUUCCUUCAGUCAUAGGGCUAUUCGGUCUCCGUCUACACUGUAUCUACCGCUGUGCCUAGCGGCACAAAUACGGAAUUCAGGUAUCUAUUAGGAUGUUUCUUUGUUUCUACAUAUUUGCUUCUGCAGGCAGAACAAUAUUACCGACAAAAACAAGGGAGACUGGAAUGGCCAUUUCUGGCUAGUCAGCCGUCGUCAGUCAGUCAUAUCCAACCCCGAAGUUCGACGUCCCUAACCAAUGAGCCACUGUCGGUUGAUUCUUUGUCACCUAAAUCCAUUUGGGAGCAGAUCGCUGGCGUCCUUCACGUCUGUUGCACAAGGGUUAUACAGGCUUAGAGUUUCGGCUAUGUCUUCAACAGGCUGUCCGUGAAUUCCACUCCACGUGUACUUGCAGAAUAUUAGUCACCCAACAAGGAGAUUCCUGGUCCUGUUGGGACUCGUCUUUUGGCAUUGCACACAGGAGCCUUAAUAGCUUGCCAUCCGUUUGAGCAGUCGCUCUGUCGGUUCUGUCCAUCCUACAAACUACAGGCUAUUCGAAGUGGUUGAAGAAGGGGAUCGGAUGUGGUUGUGCAGUCCCACCUGAAGUAAAAAAAACCCCGGCCACCUCUUCUACGGAACCAGUGGUAAUAGGGGUUAUUACAGGUUGAGAGAUAGUUGCUCCAACCCCUAAGCCUUAAAGCCAAUCCCAACAGUACUGUGUCCAUCAGGUGGGGCUGCAUAACCAAGUCUUACGGAAAACGGCUGAUGACUGGUUUAGUCUGUUAACUGCCGCAGUGCCCUCCUUUUUUGGCGCCGGCGUAGUUUCUGCCGGUUGCUUUUGCAGGAACAUGCCAGUUUUUGUCUGUGAAUGAUCAGCGGAUUAUCCCAAAUGGAGGCUAAUAAUGACUUUAUUCGUGGUCUUUCAACCGAAGGCAUUACAGCUAUCUAUACUUUGAUCUUCAAGGGCCUAGGUUCAAAUUGAACGCGCAGAUACAUGUAAGCACCUCCUGACACUGCCUCAAUAGCAAGUAUCUGCUGCUUUUUGUCUCAAUGUUUUCUUAUUUGAUAAUUUUGAUUUUGGCACCGUCUUUUACGCGAGGUGGUUACCAUCUUUCGCGGGCAACUCGAUGCAUAGAUUUGGCAUAAUUGUCUUUGGGUGGCUGUGAGAGCAAACGCGUCUGAAUGUGCGUCUCGACUUUUCGGGUUUUUGAUGAAUCGUACACUUACUUGAUUAUAUGGCUGUUUUAUAGUCACUUGGCAUGGCUUCUUGAGAACAGAUGAGACUGAAUCCUGGUGUCUGAAAUUGUCGCUGGCCUAGUAGGCAAAGUUAAAACCUGCUGUGUCAGUUAAAAAAUUUAUCGAAUAAGAAUAAAUUACCUUCUUAAACUACUUACCCAGAAUGGAUAUCAUCCUGUCUUCGUCUCUCGAGGCAUGCGACGAUAACGGUUCAAGAUUUAAAACCACCCAGGUGCAAACUCUCCCCUGUGGGACGUGUAAGAUCAAAGGAGAGUUGAAAAACACCAGCUACCGCUAAUACACUAGCCUGCAGAUACUUUGCGCACCCAGCUUACAUACCCAAUAACACGUCUGGCUAUCUCAUCAGAAAAGAAAUCGUCCAUUGAUUGCCAUGCACCGGUUGACGUGCUGUGCUUUGUGACCACAGUGGGAAACCUCUAUCCGACCGUUAACAAGAACACCACCUGGUGAUGAAACGAUGAGGUCGGUUGUUACAAGUAGCCGAGUACACACAGUGUACAGGAUCCGACAAUGAGGUGCCGCGGGUUUCCGGUAACAAUGAUAUCAGCCGAGGCAUGCAUCCGUGGGCAUAUGUAUUUUGGUGUCGCAUGCGAAUUACCCAAGGAAGGUUGGGUACGAGCAGAGCCAAUACCAACAGAGUGGAUGAAUUAGGUGGACACCGCAGCCAUUAAGUCGGAGACUUGUUACUUGAGAUUGGAUUUGCACGCAGACCGGAGGCAGCCAUCAGGCGUCAGUUAAUGAAGUCGAAAAACCCGCUGCCACGGCAUGAAGCAUCUGGAGUCCUUUACCGGAUUUGAUGCAGUUGCGGAUAAUGCAACUACGUCGGAAAAAUCGAAAAACAGCUCCGAACGCGAAUGGCCGAACACGCAGCAGCAGUGCAUAGAAAUGACGCCAGCUCUCACGUUUGGGUUCAUUCGACGAAAUAUGGCCAUAAAUUCAAAUUCAACGAGGCCGAACUUCUCGCUAGAGGUGACAACCGUGUGAGGGGCGAGCUGGCUGACUCAUGGUUCGCUGGCCCCCAGUCUAUUAACUAGUGCAACGACAUUCCGCUUCCAUACUUGGUGCUGAGACUUCGCCUAGGCGGAGUAAUUGGCCACGCGGGGAGCGCACAGGUGAACGCUGUUCCCAAAGCCAGGGUCAGUGGGUCAGAUGGUCCAGCAAUCAUCAUACCAACACCCAACACACGUGAUGAAAUUGCAGCAAUUACCGACGCGAACGUCGGCCAUCAAACAGUCAUCACACCAAGUACAACGAUCUCUGAUGAAGGGAGGAGGAGCUAUGAAUUUUCUUGUGUAUGCGGUAGCAUGGCGACUGCAUCCUAUAAAAACUGCAGGCCCUUGUGCAUGAACCAUCUGUAUCUGCUUUUGUCUCUGAUGAUGGGUUCGAACAGGAACGCUAAACGUCAGGCAAAUAAAGCUAUUGCCCCAGCUAGCGUUUUUUUUUCUUCACGAAUUGCUACUCUAUCCAUCGCGAUGGAGUAUAUUAACCAUGGCAGGGCGCUCACCGUCUUUGAGUGCGGCUGGCCGACGAGGGCUAGUAAGCCAGCAAUGGCCACCCCAGUGACCCUUUUUCUUUGUCGACACCAUGGUAUUUACAAACAUAAGUUGGCGGUGGUGGUGAUGGUGAUGGUGAUGAUGAUGGUGGUGGUGGUGGUGGUGGUGGUGGUGGUGGUGGUGGUGGUGGUGGUGGUGGUGGUGGUGGUGGUGGUGGUGGUGGUGGUGGUGGUGGGUAUAAAACCCAGUGA
Spirometra erinaceieuropaei is the source of this 19025-nucleotide messenger RNA. NCBI's taxonomy places the organism in Eukaryota, Metazoa, Platyhelminthes, Cestoda, Diphyllobothriidea, Diphyllobothriidae. The record is from the annotation of a GenBank genome assembly.